Molecule: messenger RNA, 2205 nt
Organism: Trypanosoma grayi
Lineage: Eukaryota; Euglenozoa; Kinetoplastea; Trypanosomatida; Trypanosomatidae
Product: minichromosome maintenance (MCM) complex subunit
Exons: 1
Coding region: 1-2205 (734 amino acids)
Biological process (GO): DNA strand elongation involved in DNA replication; DNA replication; double-strand break repair via break-induced replication
Cellular component (GO): MCM complex; nucleus
Molecular function (GO): ATP binding; single-stranded DNA helicase activity; single-stranded DNA binding
Source: RefSeq, a predicted model, not a curated record
AUGUUUGGGGCAUCGCCAGAUGAGCAGAACAACAACAAUAACAAGGGGGGCUUGGCGGCAGCGGCGACCACAAAAUACCCCAACUAUUUGGCGGACCGAGAGGUAUUUAAGCGCUUCUUCGAGGAGUUCCGUGAUCCAUCUGGUACGUUGAAGUAUGUGAAAAUGCUGGACCAGAUAGCGCGUAGACAGUUAAAGGUUUUUACAUUGCAACUGGACGAUGUAUCCCAUUACGGUCAGUUAUACGUUGCACAGCGGAUACAGAUGAACGCCAUGGGAUACUGUGAAGAGGUGUGCCGCGUCAUAGAUGAACUCAUGCCUCAGACAGAUGUUGUGGAGGACAUGAUUGAUUACCUUAUUCUUGAAGCACGAGCUGCUAAUCAAUCUUUGCCAUUCUUGCUGACACGACGAUAUGAACUAGUCCUUGUGCCUUUGAACGCGUACUUGGAUCCGAUUCCUCUUCGACAGUUAAAGGGUGGAUCGAUUGGCACACUUACCGUUCUGCGUGGAAUUUGCAUUGCUGCCACUGCUGUUCGUCCAAAGUUAACGAUGCUGGUUUCCGUUUGCGAGGUAUGUGCUGAGACGACAUUUCAGCAGGUGAUUGGGGAUCGCCUCACCCCGCUGAUGGUGUGCCAGUCACAGCGCUGCAAGCUAAACAACACAGUAGGCCGUCUGCUUCCGCAGUACAAGGCUAGUAAGUUCAGCAAGUACCAGGAGCUUCGUCUCCAGGAACUUCCACAGGAUGUCCCUCGCGGCGCAAUUCCGCGUACCAUCCGUGUUGUAUGCGAGGGUGAGCAGACAAGGAUUGCUACCCCGGGCCAAGUGGUGCGCGUCACUGGCACGUACUGCCCUGACCCGUCGACUGGACAGGGUCAUGAGGCAUUUCGAGCUUCCACGAUGGUGAAAACUCUUUUCCGCGCGUUACAUGUCGAACUGGAGAAGCGCAGCUAUCAGGAGGCUGCGGAGGACCUCAAGGCACAGGUAAGCCAGGUGCGGGAUUACCCAGAUAAAGAGGCCGUUAUUGAGAAACUGACACGCAGUGUGGCGCCUGAGAUUUGGGGAAUGGAGGAUGUAAAAAAGGCACUGCUGUGUUUGCUGGUCGGUGGUAGCGCAAUUGCCAACGGAAUUCGUAUUCGAAGUGACAUUAACAUCUGUUUAAUGGGAGAUCCGGGAGUGGCGAAGAGUCAGUUGCUGAAGUGGAUUGCCUCUGUGGCGCCACGUUCCGUUUUUACGACAGGAAAGGGUAGUUCUGGUGUAGGUUUGACAGCAGCGGUGACGAGAGACACGCACACCGGAGAGGUAAUGCUGGAAGGUGGUGCAUUGGUUCUCUCUGAUAAGGGAAUUUGCUGCAUUGAUGAAUUUGACAAGAUGGAUGAUGCAGACAGGACAGCAUUACAUGAGGUGAUGGAACAGCAACUAGUAUCCAUCGCGAAGGCUGGUAUUAUCACCUCAUUGAAUGCCCGUACAUCCAUUCUGGCGGCUUCUAACCCAAAAUACGGUCGAUGGCGGCGCAACUUGACCCCGAGUGAGAAUGUAAACUUGCCACCCGCAUUGCUUUCCCGUUUUGACAUUUUGUGGCUUCUACUUGACGAGUCUAACCGUGAGCGGGAUGCAGAGUUAUCUAUGCAUGUCACGUACGUGCAUCUCCACGGUGUGGCGCCUGGAAAUAUGUCCGAUAACGGUCUCUACGGCUCUUCCUCCGAAUACUUUGGGAAGGACUUUCUGCGCGCGUACGUUGGGGAAGUGAAGCGAAUUCAUCCGUUUGUUGACAGCACUGCGGCGAAAGCAAUUAGUGACAUUUACUGCGAGAUGCGGGCGCAGAGCGUGCGCCAUACCAACGUGGUAACUGCACGUACACUGCUUAGUAUUAUUCGACUCUCACAGGCUUGCGCUCGUCUUCGUUUUUCGGAGCGUGUCAUGGAGUCUGAUGUUCGUGAGGCGGGUCGUCUGUUGGAUUGCAGCAAGAUUUCCCUGCAAGAACGCACAGACUCGGGCGGGCGACGCACUGUCACAACAUCGGACGCCGCUAUCUUCUCCACCAUUAAGGAGUUGGCCCGCUCCAGGGCCACUAUUGAUCUGGCAGAGGUGCGACCGGCUCUCAUGAUUAAGGGCAUUGACGAGUCACACUUGCAGCGGUGCCUGCAUACCUACGCAGAGGUCGGUGUGUGGGAAGUGAACGGGAACAUCAUUGAGUUUUCACCAGAGUGA